AUGAUAAAAUUAUGUUGAUUUUUUUAUGAUUAUAAAGUGGCUUUGGGUAGAACAAAUAUAUAAGACUUUUAACCAAAACAUUAGCUUUUAAAUAAGGCUAAAAAAUGGGAAAUUAUUUUACUGUUAAUAUGGAAGAAAAUUUUAAACGAAAUCAUGAAUUUAUCACUGAAAUGAAUUCCAUAAAGUUAGAGAGGCAGUUGCAAAUGAGGCAACAAUUGAAAGAGAGAGAAGUUGCUUUAGAAAUAGCAGCAUCAAGAGAAUUAUUUUUUUGGUAUGGUGCUUUUUAUGUGACUAGUCUAUUUCUCCUAAGUGCUGCUUAUAAAAGAAACAAGAAAAUUGGCCUUCUUUCUCCAAUCGUACCAUUAUCAUUUAUAAUGGCAUAUCAAACAGAUCUUGCCUAUGGUACCAAAAGAAAUAGAAUUAAAGCCGAAGCAGAGCAUAUAAUGCAAUUCGAAAAAGAUUUACUAGAACCGCCCUUAGGAGUUCCCUCAGUUGCCUCUAUUGAUAUUGCUAGAGAACAAAAUGAAGAGAAAAGACUUUUACAUCCUGUUAUCCCCACUCUUUAAGAUAUUACAAAUGUUUUAUUAUCAUUGAUAUACACUUUGCAUUUAUCAUUAUUUUUUUACUGUUAUAUAUUAUAUUAUUAAUACUGCUAGAUUUUAAGCCAUUAACUUUACAAUAUAACUGGUACUAUGAAGAACACCAAAUACAAGGUGUUCUAUUUAAAUAACGUUAAAAGUAGUAAACACUUUCCACAAAUAUUUAUUUGCAACAAUUUUAAACUUUAUGAAAUUAUGAAACCUAUAUUCCUUAUGUAAACAUAAUUUUGAAAUAUCACUCAAUUAUGUAUGUGAUGAGCAAAACUAUAUUACUUAAA
Messenger RNA from Agrilus planipennis (emerald ash borer), 877 nucleotides. RefSeq names its product plasminogen receptor (KT). The record is from RefSeq and is a predicted model, not a curated record. Lineage: Eukaryota; Metazoa; Arthropoda; Insecta; Coleoptera; Buprestidae. The coding region runs from base 105 to 566 and encodes 153 amino acids. The transcript is spliced from 3 exons. Gene Ontology annotation, cellular component: plasma membrane. Gene Ontology annotation, biological process: positive regulation of plasminogen activation.